CCGCCCGCAGGGUCCACCCCCCCCCCCGGCGCUGGCAGCAGCCCGGGGGCGGGGGAGCUGCUCCCCUCCUCCGCCGCCGCCGCCCGGGGCUGGACGCGGAGCCAUGGAAGAGGAGCCUCCUCGUUGGAGGGGCUGAGGCGGGUUUGGGUUUCGUGUGAUUGCGGACUGGCUGCCCCAUGCGGGCUCCGUCCCCCGCCACCACUCGCCGCCGCUGCUGCCCGCGUCGGGAUGGAGGCGCCUGGCUACCGCCGGCGGCAGCUCCCCGUUCUGCUGCUGUGUGUUAAUGGUGUUAUGACGCUUGGAUUCACAGGUGCAUGUCAACGGACUAAUGUCUGCAAUGAAUCUCUCAUGUUAGAAAAAUUGCCUGCCUGUGGAAAGUUCUUUGAAGACAUGAUGAAGAAAGUGGACUCUAAAAAAUGGUGCAACCUGACAGAAUUUAUCAUGUAUUAUGACAACUUUACUCAGUGUACAGAACAUGAAGCCAAGAAUGCGAGUUGCUUUUGGCCAAAUCCCCUCACAGAAGGCUUUAUUACUGGAAUUCAUAAACAGUUUUUUUCAAACUGUACUUCAGAAAAGGUUCACUGGGAAGAUCCACCGGAUGAAAUUCUCAUAACGCUCAUCUUGAUCCCAGUCAUGUUGACAUGUGCCAUGAUAACCCUGGUAGUAUGGUGUAGCAAGAGAAGUGAUAUCCUGGUGUAAGUUGUUCCUCUGGACUUUCUUUUUCUCCAUUUCCUUCUUACAAAAACUCUUAAGAAAGGAGGAUGAAUGGCGAAACUCAACAUAAGUAUUUCAAAUCUGCUGAAAUGGAACUUGUGAGAUACUGAGACAGAGACAAGGCUUCUGAGAACAAAGACUGUCUGCUGCUGAAAGUCACUGUUUCUGAGCUUGGUUGUCAACAUUACUGGUGCAAAGCUCUCUGCUUCCAUCAGGCCUCAUCAUCACGGAAUUCACAGGCAGCUCGUGUAUGUAUGCAUGGUGUAACACUGACUGCGGAGGACAUGAUAUCUAUUGGGUUUUUGUGCAGGACACUCGAGGUUUUCAUCUGUGAACCUUGUGGCUUGGAUAGAUGACUGGCAAAGGAACUGAACAUAGAUGUAACCAAGUGGCAGCUUUUCCUGGAAGCUAAUAAGGAACAUUAUCAAGAACUCGAAGUAUUGUCCUGGCAAAGAAACAAUUUAUGUGUCCAGUGACUAUCUCCACAGGGAAAUUAUCAUGCCACGUUAUAAAACAGUUUAUAAAAUGCUUUUAAGCAUGGCUAUUUGGAAUUGUAUGUCUUGCAAACAAACUCUGGGAAGAUAUACAGGUCUUAUUUUACAGAGCAGGAAAAUGUGAGAAAAAAAAUGUUUGAUUAUAAAUAUACUAAGGAACUUUCAUAUGCCAGACUUUUUGUUUUUCCUAUUCUAUAAUGACUGUUCUAAAUGACUUGCGUUCACUGUAUACUCCCCGCUCUCACUUCUCUUUGUGCAAGGGAUAUCCUACAAAUAAAUAUAAAGGUGUCAUGCUGAUUGAGGUGCCUUUCAGAGUUCAAGUUUGUACAUAAAUAAUUCUUCAUCCCAUGUAGAGUUUGGGAACUAAAGUAUGAACAUUAAAGAUUGGAACAGACACAGGAGGAAAGAGAAAAAAUUCUACUCAGAAAUCUUAUUGUAUAAAGCUAUUCCUAUGUAACAAUUUAAAUAAAUAUCAUAUGCCCAAAGUAAAACAA
Molecule: messenger RNA, 1702 nt
Organism: Columba livia (rock pigeon)
Lineage: Eukaryota; Metazoa; Chordata; Aves; Columbiformes; Columbidae
Gene: RAMP3
Product: receptor activity modifying protein 3
Exons: 4
Coding region: 229-699 (156 amino acids)
Biological process (GO): G protein-coupled receptor signaling pathway; regulation of G protein-coupled receptor signaling pathway; protein localization to plasma membrane
Cellular component (GO): membrane; signaling receptor complex; cell surface
Molecular function (GO): coreceptor activity
Source: RefSeq, a predicted model, not a curated record